AUGUCACCAAUUGGAGGGUUUGGUUUCCAAUUUUUAUCCAAAAUGUCUUCCGGAAUAAAUGUCGACGAUUCAUGCCUUGUUGCUUUUGAUGAAUUGAAAAAGAAUUCAAAGCACACGUAUUUACAGUUCAAGAUCUCCGAAAAAAGGACCAAGAUCGUUGUUGAAGAGCUUGUGAAGCCCGCAGCUACUUUUGAGGAAUUUGUCGCAAACCUUCCAGAAGACGAUGGCAGAUAUGCCGUUUACGAUCUCGAAUACAAGCUUUCGGAUACCGAUGGGCUGCGUAAAAAGAUCCUUUUUAUCAGCUGGAUUCCAGACUCGGCUGUAACAGGUCAAAAAAUGACUUACGCCUGUAGCAAGGAUGCAUUGAAAUCCAAGCUGCUGGGGAUUGCCCUGGACAUUCAGGCCAACUGCAAAGAGGACCUGGAAUACUCCAGCAUCAUGGACCGUUUGCGUAACAAGAACUAA
Molecule: messenger RNA, 465 nt
Organism: Mitosporidium daphniae
Lineage: Eukaryota; Fungi; Microsporidia
Exons: 4
Coding region: 1-465 (154 amino acids)
Biological process (GO): actin filament depolymerization; cell motility; actin filament severing
Cellular component (GO): cytoplasm; actin cortical patch; actin cytoskeleton
Molecular function (GO): actin filament binding
Source: RefSeq, a predicted model, not a curated record